Pseudogymnoascus verrucosus is the source of this 2107-nucleotide messenger RNA. RefSeq lists its product as uncharacterized. Lineage: Eukaryota; Fungi; Ascomycota; Leotiomycetes; Thelebolales; Thelebolaceae. The coding region runs from base 237 to 1976 and encodes 579 amino acids. The record is from RefSeq and is a predicted model, not a curated record. The transcript is spliced from 3 exons.
UGACUUUAGUAUAUUAACACUUAUGGCGUGUAAACCAAGGGUUUGAAUCAGACAGGCACGGGAAUCAUAGUCUGUCACAGAGGCAGGCACCUACAUUCUUUACAACCCCCAGAAUUCGUAUUCCAUCCUUCCCCUGCCGCCCAACAUCCAAACCAGUUCUCAUAUUGAUACUAACCACAGUUUUCGAAAACGAUAUACUUUGAUUUUUAAAGAACGGAACUGGAGAGAGAGGCAUCAUGCCUUUCACUCCGACGAUCUUCUCGACGUCAUACGAGUUCCCUAUCCUCAGUCCUCCAGAUGUCUCUCCCGGCACUCGUGUCGUGGGGAUUUGUGGAAUAUCUUCCGUACACGACGAGCAUGGAGCCGUCCCGUCAGAUCCAUCUAAAGACGGCUGGUAUCAUGCUCAGUUCUAUCUCUUGCAUCAUUUAUUGGCGGGGCAAGGCGUCCAACAGAAAUGGAUAACUUCCGUCGCUCCUAACCGUAUAGUAGAUAACUACAGCCUGCUCACAUAUCCGGAUAUAAAAGGAACCCGCAGAAUUGUUCUCGAUAGGACUAUGAUCCAACGUGGAUAUAUGAACGAUGUGAAGGUCGUCAACCCCAAAUCCCUCCGGGAUGAGCUCAAAGACACACUCGAUAUCGAGGUGCAGGAUGGAAUGGAAUGCAGAGAACCCAUUUUGAUAAUACUGAUUGGGCAUGGAUCCAUGAAACACGGAGGGAUCCAUCUUCACAACCACACCUUCAAUUCGGAUCAAUUUCGCCUUUGGACUAUGGGCGCUGUCGACGCCGGGCUAGUGACGCCUAAUCCAUUCUCUGGUAGGGAAGGAGGCUGGUUGGUCGUACCUUCGCGCCUUCUUAUGAAUCGCCCACUGAACCGUUAUCCAUUCACUCAGCGUCGCCUGGCGGACGAAGGUCGAGGUAAAACGUGUGGGAGUGUGUGGAUGAUCGAAGUCCUGAGCUCGCCAGCCUUCAAGGAGCUCACGAUCCCUAGGGAUCCCGGCGACAAGAGAAUGGAAGAGAGACUUAUACCAGAGUUGAUUAAUGCUGUAUAUGAUUCACUCAUAGGCGGACGCGUCAAAUGCUGGGGGGUAAAUUUCGAUCCCGACACCGAUGCAUGGGAAAUAGACUUUGACAAACGCCGGGGCAACCCACUGUACAAGUUGGAAGAAGCCUGGUACUCCCUCCGCAGCCUCUCUCCAUAUGGUCAACCCUCAGUGUCUUCGUCUUCUCUCCUGGCUCUGCCCACCAAUCCUGUCGGUAACGAGCUUCCUGCGGAAUUGCUCAACAGGCUGGAAAGCCUGGCGGGGUCUUCUCAGUCUCAACAACCAGCACACUACACUGUGUCAACCCGUCGAAAAUUAUUGCCACUUAUCGACGCAUACCGACGCUCUCUGCCAGGCUUGGCAGACGAUCAGUCAGAAGCACUGCUGAGUGCGUUGAUCCAUAAAGUAGAGAAUAACCCAGAUUGCUGUCUCUCCCGACUCCACAGGGUGACCGCACACCUCGAGUACCGCUUUCGCCUCAUGGAGCUCGCCGAUCGCUAUGUCUCCUGUCUGGAUCUACAGGAACAAGGGCGCAGCUGCAACGGCUUCGAUAUAGAGAAAUGGAAGAGAGAACAAUCGCGUGAGCAGGUGAAUCGGCUCAAGGAGGUUGUUCGAAUAUUGGCAUCGAGGUUUGUGUUUCCGGCGACUAUUUUGGAGAAGCAAGGGAAGGUGUUCCCAAAGCCGUGGGAGUAUCUUGCCAUGGUAAUGAUGGAAAGGGGAGGUACCUCACGCGAGUUUGAAAUAGAUGUUGAGGUGAUAUUAAAUUUUCGCAAAGACAGGAUACGAGCAGCUACGAUGGCUGCUUUGAAAAAUAAAAGAGUUGAAGAAGCCAUGAGAAAGAUCGAUCGGCAUAUUAAAGAUACCCUUGAAGAUGAUAGCGAUGGCAGAGCCAGCUUGUUCGAUGGCGAUUUGUGGGUGAUUGUUCAAAAGGAUUAAAUCAGGAUCGAGCGUUGAUUAUAAACUGGAAUGAAUGUUGCCGAGGUGUACAGCGCCUGAUAUAUUUUGUUCAAUAUAGCUUACGACAUUAAAGCAACAAGCAAAUUGGGGGUUGAUAGAUACUAUAUAGG